Molecule: messenger RNA, 1773 nt
Organism: Lachancea fermentati
Lineage: Eukaryota; Fungi; Ascomycota; Saccharomycetes; Saccharomycetales; Saccharomycetaceae
Source: the annotation of a GenBank genome assembly
AUGGCUGAAAUCAUCGAACAACACACGACGAAUAUUGGAGAAGAAGAGGAAUUGAUCAAAUCAACUAAUGAACAAUAUGAAGCGCAACCAGAAAGACGGCAGUGGAGGAAGCGAAUUUCUGGUUCCCGAAGGAAACAUUUCAGGAAAUGGUUGCAAGGUAUAAGGGAGCCGUCACCUUCAGUUCAAUUAGAGGAUGAAACCGUUUUGCUUGACAUCAAGGACACUUGCAUAAACUCCAAGCACUGUUUAACAUUUAUUCCGGUAUAUUCCUCCAACGAGUUACAAUUUUCGAAUGAGAAAGCUACAGAAAAGCAUCAUAUUCAUAAGUUGAAAGACUUCCUGAGAGGACAUGUAAGCCGGAAGAAUCAAAAACAAAACAGCUCAAGUGACCUCAUAAAACCUACCGAUGAUGAGGAGAGAAAAAGAUACCAUUCUUUGUUCGAAGAGAAUGUCAAAGAAUUGGAAAUACUCUUCAAUCUGUCCCAUAACUUAAAAAACAAUGCUGACGCAUUACAAGAUGGUACCAAACAGAUAUUUAAAAUUCUGGGCGCUAGAGUGGCUGGAGAAUUCGAAUGUACGGUUGAGAAUGAUUCAUCAUUCGCGGAAAGAAAUGAAGAUGCGCCAUCUACGUCAAGUCUAAAGAGGCCCUCCUGCGACGAUAAAACGGCUAACAAGAGAAUUUGUGCCAUUAAAGAUGCACAAGAAUUGUUUGAAGGUUCUUCUGAGUAUUCUGGUGAGCCCUCUACCGAAGGAUCAAUUUGCAAGACACCGUCAAUUCUAUUAUCUAGUGCCAAGGAGACUGGCGAGGUCUCUGCUCCUAGUGAUCCUUCCCCACGCGAGAAUGAUUCCAAAUCACUCACAUUGGAAAGAGUAAAUGUCAUGCCAGAAAACAACAGUACAGUUCCUGUAGUUGUAGCUACCGCUGAGCAGAAAGAAAACUCAGAAAAACCACCAAUUCGGCUAAGCACAAGCUCGAGCGAGUGCGAGCCGACGCAAAUUCCCAUCCCUACGUUCAGACAAGGUCACAAAAGGCUCGAUGUGUCUGACAUAGUUGAGAACGUCACGAAUGGUAUAAUGAAAAAUCAUGAGCUUGUAGAAUUGAGCAGAAAAGAAGAGAAGAAACUAACUUUCCGUGACAAAAGUUUCUAUGAAUUGGAAUCAGCUGCAUCAGACGAACAAACCAGCACAUUAAACAAUGCUCAAGAUAUAAUGCACACAAAUAGUGUCAAAUUUGAUAGGGUUUCAUACGUGUUUUUGUAUGAUGCGUCCAAGCAAUGCCGCAAAUUUGAAGAUAGCAAGAGACGUACGAAGAAUACAAGAGAGAGAAAUCCUACUGAAAUUAAUUUUGACCCCGGAUAUGACGGAGAUAGCGAAGUAGAUGUCUCAAAAUUGCAGACGAAAUCCAUCCUGAAGUCCAAAAAAAACGAAAGGGCCGAGCUGGAGUCUGUUAGAGCAGACAAUUGUGAUCAAGUCGAUGUGCUUUCCUUCAUUAGGAUUUUUGAAGACUAUGAAAGUAAAAGGAGGAAAGAAGAAACUCGCUUAAAUUUCAUUCGUGGGCAACAGUUGUCGCAGUAUUAUUCACAGCAUUCGCUCCCCUCUUCUGACAUGAGGCUAAGAUCUUGGUCUGUUAGAAAUCACAAAGCGGACAAUAAUGGCUCUAAAAAUACAAACUCAAGGCACAAAAUUCACAGCAACCGAAAGAUUGUCUCAAGUGAUUCUUAUCCAGGUUGUUUCAGGAAAAUUGAUGUGACUACUGCUGUUCGCCAUGAUUGA